UCGGAUGUGUGCCAUAAUGUUCUGCAACACCCUACAGAAAAGUGAAGGAAUGAAACACACAUUUCAGGACUCGAGUCAAAGAGAUAAGAAAGAAAAAAACUCCCUGCAGUACAACGUAACCGAAACUUUGAAAUAUUUAUAACGUUGGAAAUUUAAGAGCAAAUAUUUUACAUAUUAUAUUUAGCAACUUGAAUAAAGUGUAUUACUCUCGCAAGAUCACUUUUCCAUUAAUCUAUUUUAUAUUGGAUUUUUUUUAAAUAUAGAGAUUUGGUAAAGAAUAAAGUUGUUGUAAAAAUGAUUUAAUAUUUGACUGGUUACUAUCAAGCAGCAAAUAGAAAUAAGCAUAUCAUAAAAAUAAACAACCAAGAAGUGAGGAGACUACAAGAACCCUUUCUCUCCAGAUUCAAACAAUGUUUUCUUCCAGUGUUGGAUCUCUUGUUUUUAUUUGUAUCGCUUCGAAGGUGUCAUACGUGAUGACUGACGAAGUCUGUCCAACAGCAAGUGCAAGUUACAACAGCGUCGGAGGUAGUAUUUCUCUCUACAAAGAUCAGUGUGGCUUAAUAGCUGGACAAUAUAACUAUUUCACCAGUUGGACCAUAAGUGGACCAUAUUCAACUUACAUCACGCUUGUAGUGUUGAGAAUGCAAAUGAGCUCCUAUUACUGUGGCGAAAACUAUGUUCAAGUUAUAGAAAGUGGGAAUAUCUUGUUAGACAAAACAUGCAGCACCAAUGGUGUAACCUCUGAUUUCAUUCCAAGAUAUAUGGCUUCCAGCUUGUCAUAUAGUCUCAGUGUGAACUAUUUGGGAACCUCUAGUACAGGCAGAGGAUUUGAAGCCGUCUAUUACGCAAGAGGCCAACACUCAGUAUUAACAGAUGAUUUUGGAUAUAUAGCUAGCCCUGGAUACCCACGGUCUUAUCCAAACAAUGCUAACUACACUUGGCUGAUAGCAAGCAAUCAUGGGUAUAGGAUUAAUCUCAGUAUAUCAGUCACCUCAGAAGGAAGUGACGACCAGGUCAAAGUGUACGAUGGUCAAUAUCUAUCGAGUCUGCUCCUUUACACUCUGUAUGGUACAUCUUCACAAAACAUCAGGUCUACAUCUAACUUUAUGUUGAUACAGUUCACUUCUGAUGGUAGCAUUAAUGACUACAAAGGAUUCAGUGCCAUGUAUUCAACAAAUGCUUAUUUCUACGGGGCGUCUUAUGGCCACAGUUGUACAAGUUCAAACACAUGUAUCAACGGAUUGACGUGUUAUAGAGGUGUAUGUGGUUGUACUCAAACACAGUAUUACUAUGAGAGCACUAGUUCGUGCAAACCUAGACUAUCUCAUGGAGGUUACUGCAGCAGUGAGGCAAUAUGUGAUCAAGAAUUGGUUUGCGAAAAUUCCCAUUGCUCUUGCCCGAAACAUCAGUACUAUGACCUGUCAUCGGACUACUGUAAAAGCGGACGUUUAAAAGGAGACUCAUGCAGCUCCGAUAGUAAAUGCUCAGAUGACCUAGAGUGUGUGCUAUACACUUGUCAGGAUGCAAGAAACCAAUACCACUAUUAUGAUGACGAUGAUCAAAGACAGAAUUUUGUCAUUGCCAUGUUGGUUGUAGCUGCCAUAGGUUGGGCUCUAGUUCUUACUGUCUCGAUAGCGUUGUGUGUAAUGUGUGUGAAAUAUCGCAAACAACGAUUGAGUCAGACCAACAAUAUUAAUGGGGAAGUUCAGCACCAAGCGCCCUUGUCUAACAACAGUCAGGGAUACAUACAGGCUCCUAAUGAACAGAGCUUCCAGAUCCCCAACCAACAGUACUUGCCGCCUUCAAAUCAAUUUAUGGCUCCGAACUUCCAAGCUGUUGGUCCUAACCAGUGCAUUCCAAUGCAACAUGUUUUCUCAUAUCAACCUGAUCUGCAACAGCAGGCAACACAACAACCCAACCUACAGCAACAGGUGGCACAGCAACAUGACCUCCAGCAACAAGUAACACAGCAACAUGACCUGCAACAACAGGCACCAAAUCAUCCUGACCUAUCAAACACCACUCAAGCCCAAGACAACGAGGGAUUUAAACCAGAUUCGCCAAACAAUCCCGAAGAUGAUGAUAUAUAUCUGAAUUUUAAUUAUGAGAGGAACUAAUAAAGAAGUGACAAAAUAC
Biomphalaria glabrata is the source of this 2136-nucleotide messenger RNA. Its product is annotated as deleted in malignant brain tumors 1 protein-like. The coding region runs from base 411 to 2117 and encodes 568 amino acids. NCBI's taxonomy places the organism in Eukaryota, Metazoa, Mollusca, Gastropoda, Planorbidae. The record is from RefSeq and is a predicted model, not a curated record. The transcript is spliced from 12 exons.